AUGGUGGGCCAUCAUGCACAGGAAGAGACCGAAGUGACAACAUCCGCAUCUCUUCGGAGAUCUCUUCGUGCCAUCUACUCCCUCGAUACGCUCGACACUCGCCUGACCACAUCGUCCAAGACCCCUUCUAAGGAUGCCAGCAAGAUCUCCGCAGACACUGCAGUAGAUGGACCAAAAAGAGACAAGGACUUACCAGAAGGCGCUUCACCCUCGAAAUGGACCACCCCAGAGUUUGGCCUGUACACUUUGGUCUUUGUCAUAAGUGUGCCAUUGAUGUACAAGGCGGUCUGGGAUGUCUCUCAGCCAGAGUCUAAGCAUUAUAAGGAGUAUGCGAGCUUGUUGUCUGAUGGCUGGCUGUUCGGUCGCAAGGUCGAUAACUCAGACAGUCAGUAUGCUGGGUUUAGGGACAAUGUACCCUACUUAGCAAUACUAUUGGUGGUGCACCCAUUACUGAGGCGGGCAUACAACUUAGUCUUCUCUACCCAGAGGACUUCUUCUACCUCGUCUGCAAGUGAGCGGCUCUCUGCUCGUGCAAACUUUGAUUUCGUUUCUGGCCUUGUCUUCAUUACUGCCCUACAUGGCUUUUCUGCUUCAAAGGUACUGACCAUCUUGUAUAUCAACUACUGCAUAGCCAUGCGAUUGCCUCGAGAUUUCAUGCCCUCAGCUACCUGGAUGUUCAAUGUUGGGGUCUUGUUUGCGAAUGAGCUGGCUCAGGGUUACCGUUUCACUUCUAUCGCGGCAGCGACGGCUCCUUUCUACGCUGGUGCAGAGGAUGUGGGAAAGUUCUUAGAUUCAUUUGGGGGUCUGAUUCCAAGAUGGGAGGUCUUAUUCAAUAUUACCAUUCUUCGACUUAUAGCUUUCAACAUGGAUUACUUUUGGUCAUUGAGUCGAGAUCGAGCUGGAAGUCCAAUUGAGAAGAAACAAUUAGAUCCUUCCGCUCUGUCAGAACGGGAUAGAGUCUCUAUUCCAGCUCCUGAGUCGGCCUUCACAUCCUUCAAAACAUACCUCGCAUAUGUUUUAUAUCCUCCGCUAUACCUUGCUGGGCCGAUUCUCAACUUCAACGACUACAUUUCUCAAUCGACCUACCAAUCAGCAAGUAUCAACACUCGUCGCACCACGCUUUAUGCAAUCCGCUUCCUCCUGACACUCUUUUGUAUGGAAUUUCUCCUACAUACAACCUACGUUGUGGCUAUCUCAAAGUCCAAUCCAGACUGGUUAGCCUUUACUCCAUUUCAAUUGAGUAUGCUCGCCUACUUCAAUUUACAUGUUAUCUGGCUGAAGUUGCUCAUCCCGUGGCGCUUCUUCAGACUCUGGUCACUUAUCGACGGCAUCGAUCCUGUCGAGAAUGUGGUCAGAUGUAUGAGCGACAACUACUCUGCCCUCUCUUUCUGGCGAGCAUGGCACAGAAGUUUCAACAGAUGGAUCGUGCGGUAUCUCUACGUUCCACUCGGCGGAGGGCCGGGAGGUGGCACGGGUGCAGUCAGAGGUACUAUCAAUAUGCUUGCAGUCUUUACCUUCGUUGCACUCUGGCACGAUAUCAACCUCCAAUUGUUGGCUUGGGGUUGGCUGAUUGUCUUCUUCGUGCUUCCCGAGAUCCUAGCCACGAUAGCGUUCCCGAAGUCUAAAUGGAGGGACAGACCGACUACCUAUCGUAUGAUUUGUGGUGUCGGUGCAGUCUUCAAUAUCAUGAUGAUGAUGGCCGCGAAUCUGGUUGGUUUUGCUGUUGGACUGGAUGGCCUGAAGGGAUUGGUGACUGCGAUGAUCUCGAGCACGGCGGGUCUGUUAUAUACAGCUGUUGCCUGCUCUGUUCUGUUUGUGGGCGCUCAAGUCAUGUUUGAACAUCGUGAAGAAGAGAAGCGGAAGGGGAUAUUUCUGAAGUUUUAG
Molecule: messenger RNA, 1884 nt
Organism: Lithohypha guttulata
Lineage: Eukaryota; Fungi; Ascomycota; Eurotiomycetes; Chaetothyriales; Trichomeriaceae
Gene: GUP1
Product: glycerol transporter
Exons: 2
Coding region: 1-1884 (627 amino acids)
Biological process (GO): GPI anchor biosynthetic process
Cellular component (GO): endoplasmic reticulum
Source: RefSeq, a predicted model, not a curated record